AUGCAUGUUCUUUUCUUCUGCCAUUUUUCUAGAGCUGUGUGGAUGCAAGUUUCUGCUGGAGGUGCAACCAUCUUAACAAGCGGUAUUACUGAGAUUGCCUCUAUAUUCGAAAGAUGGAUGAUACAAGCUCAACAACAACCAGAUCAACUUGCUUGGUUAAAUGUGGCCAUGAUUGUGUCAUGGACUAUCUGGAAUGAGCGAUGUGAACUAGUCUUCCAAGACAAACAAGUUGAUCCCAUUAUUACUGCUAGGAAGGCUAUAAGCUUCUCUAACUAUAUUUCGAAGCUGCAUUCUGUUCCCCCGAACAGAAAUAAUGAUAGUGGGAUGAGUAGAAUACACUUACCAACAUGGAAACCUCCUGCACAUCCUUAUUUUACGAUUAAUUGCGAUGCUUCCUUUGAUGCACACACAAGACUAACUGGUAUUGCAUUCAUUUUACGUUAUUUUGCAGGAAAUUGGAGAGGAUGCAAACCCAAAUGCUAUGCAGGAAUAAAGUACACCGAACAAGCAGAAUGUCUAGCUCUUCUUGAUGUUGUCAGCUGGUGUGUGGAGUCUCAGUUAUCUCAUGUGGUUUUUGAAACGGAUUUACAAGGGAUUGAAGGAUCAAAAAAUCUGCCCCAGUCAUAG
This is a messenger RNA of Papaver somniferum (opium poppy), 627 nucleotides long. RefSeq lists its product as uncharacterized. The transcript has a single exon. Lineage: Eukaryota; Viridiplantae; Streptophyta; Magnoliopsida; Ranunculales; Papaveraceae. Gene Ontology annotation, molecular function: RNA-DNA hybrid ribonuclease activity; nucleic acid binding. The record is from RefSeq and is a predicted model, not a curated record. The coding region runs from base 1 to 627 and encodes 208 amino acids.